Molecule: messenger RNA, 957 nt
Organism: Penicillium atrosanguineum
Lineage: Eukaryota; Fungi; Ascomycota; Eurotiomycetes; Eurotiales; Aspergillaceae
Product: 3-hydroxyacyl-CoA dehydrogenase family protein
Exons: 3
Coding region: 1-957 (318 amino acids)
Biological process (GO): fatty acid metabolic process
Molecular function (GO): NAD+ binding; oxidoreductase activity, acting on the CH-OH group of donors, NAD or NADP as acceptor
Source: RefSeq, a predicted model, not a curated record
AUGUUCGCCUCUUCCUUUCGUUCAGUCUGCCGUAAUGGCCCCGUGGUGGCCCGCAGCUUCAGCUCUACCGCCGCUACGAGCGCUGCCGAGGUCAAAUCGCUGGGUGUGAUCGGUGCCGGUCAGAUGGGUCUUGGAAUCGCUCUCGUUGCUGCACAGAAGGCUCAGAUUCCUGUCACUUUGGUCGACAGCAACCAGGCCUCCUUGGAUAAGGGACUUAAAUUUGCCGACAAGCUUCUUGAGAAAGAUGUCGCCAAGCAGCGUCUUACCCGAGAAGCCGCCGACGCGGCCCGAGGUCUUCUUAUCCCGACGCUGAAGAUGGACGACCUAUCCUCAGUUGACUUUGUCAUUGAAGCCGUCCCCGAAAUUAUCGAUCUCAAGCAGAAGAUCUUCAGCAAUCUUGCUCACAUUGCACCCAAGCAUGCCAUCCUAGCCACUAACACCUCAUCCAUCUCUAUCACCAAGAUUGCGGCUGCUACGACUACCGACCCCACCGACCUGCAGGCUCCAUCCCGGGUGAUCUCGACUCACUUCAUGAACCCUGUCCCCAUCCAGAAGGGUGUCGAGAUUAUCCGGGGCCUGCAGACCUCCCAGGAGACCAUGGAUACUGCCAUUGCCUUUGUCCAGCGCAUGGGCAAGGUGGCCUCGGUCUCCGCUGACUCGCCUGGAUUCCUGGCUAACCGUAUUCUUAUGCCGUAUAUCAACGAGUCGAUAAUCUGUCUGGAGACUGGUGUUGGUGGCCGCGAGGAUAUUGAUAACAUCAUGAAGACUGGAACCAAUGUUCCCAUGGGCCCUCUGGUCUUGGCUGAUUUCAUUGGCUUGGAUACCUGCCUGUCUAUUAUGAAUGUUCUCCACCAGGAGACUGGCGACAGCAAGUAUCGUCCUUCUGGUCUGCUGCGUCGGAUGGUGGAUGCUGGUUGGUUGGGUAAGAAGUCGGGCAAGGGCUUCUACGACUACUGA